Messenger RNA from Daucus carota subsp. sativus, 2256 nucleotides. Its product is annotated as protein LNK2. The record is from RefSeq and is a predicted model, not a curated record. Bases 204 to 1988 code for a protein of 594 amino acids. NCBI's taxonomy places the organism in Eukaryota, Viridiplantae, Streptophyta, Magnoliopsida, Apiales, Apiaceae. Gene Ontology annotation, biological process: circadian rhythm; regulation of DNA-templated transcription. The transcript is spliced from 8 exons.
ACUUGCAUGACACGUUAGUACACAUUUCAGCCAUCCAUUUCAGCCACGUGGCUUUUAUUUCUCUCUGCAAAUCUAUCUGUAUAUUUCUUCACUGCAGCACUGCUUGAAGCUUUGCUUGGGAUUUGCUGUCUCUUGAUUGUUAAGGAGGUUUUGGUUUGUGAAAUUUGGAUAUGUUUUGGCUAUUUCUUGAUACUUCUUGAGCAAUGUUUGAUUGGGAUGAUCAAGAGCUUGUAGAUAUAUUAUGGGCUGGGGCUGAGGACACUAGUGAUCAUAUCGUACCAUUUCCUCGUGGAUGUGAAGAACUACCUGCAGAUGUGCCAGGGGAUCUUAUUAAGACGCCGCAGAAUGAAGAGAUUGCCAAUGGGAAAAUGUCUAAGCAGAAGAAGCCUGUUUCCUCGAGUGAGUUAGACGGGGUUAAACAGGAGAUAUCUUUCGAAUUUGAUAAUAAUAAAAUUCUUUCAGUGGAUGGAGACAGUGUGGACUCAUGGAGCAAAUCCUUGGCCAAGGUGUCCAAGAAUUCGAGGGCAGAUAAGCCCACUAAACAAGAUGGUGGCUCUCAAAUUUUACAAGAUCUCAGUGAUGACAAGGAAAGUGAUUUGGUUGGCUACGACUGGCAUACCAUUGGAAGCUUUGAAGAUCUAGAUAGAAUGUUCAGCAUUGGUGAUACCGAAUUUGGAUGUACAAGUCUCGAAAAUACUGAUGAGCUCUGGCCGUGUUCCAUGGACUACUCAAGCUUCGCGUCUGGAGCACCUAGUACAUCCGAUCAAUGUGGUAAAACAGAAGACAUGUUAGACCAAGAUCAGCCAUGUUCCCUUGGAUACAGUAACAUGAAUGAUCUCACACGCUGUUUUCCACAGAAGAAGCUUGCAGAGUUUAAAAAUCAUCCCUUUGGGGAUAACAAGAUUGAUAGGGAUAUGGUUAGCAAGACUCUACAAGUCGACUCGGAUUUCAGUACUGGGAAAGUUUCAGUCCCAACAGAAUUUUCAGACAAGGUGGAUAGACAAAAGUAUAUACUGAGAAGACGUAAAAGAUCAGGAGAAGAUAGUAAAGCCAGACCUUAUCAGGAUCUCCCCAAGACCUGGUUUUCAUCAGAAAACCAAUUUCUGCAACUUGAAGACCACCAUGCAAAGACUGGACAGUCUCCUGCAUUUAAGGGGAUUAAUCGGCAAAUAAAAUUCCCAGAAACUGCAUCUUCUCCAUACAAUAAAUUUACCACUGCACUUUUUUCUCCUUCUGGGCAUACACAUGUGCAUAUUCAAGAUCCUUUUACGCCCAUUUUGCCACAGUUUCAUUCUUCUUCAAAAGUUCCUUCCGGCAGAUCAAAAACUUUAAACAAGUUUCCAGCCUCUUCAGCAAACCCUUUGACAAUGACGCCUGAAGAGAAGAUUAAAAAGCUGAGGCGACGACAACAACUGCGAGCUAUGCUUGCAAUUCAAAAGCAACAGAAGCAGUUUGGUCAUGACACCUCUGAAUCUCAACAGUCGAUUUAUCAGAAAUAUACCAUUCCUGAUCAAUUGCAGCUUGCAGGAGGGAACUUAGAAGUUGACGUUUCAACUCUUAAUAUGAACUCACCAGCGGAACAGGAUUAUUCUGGUACAAUGUCUUUGGCAAGUGAUGAUUGCUGCCCGGAGAGUGCAAUACUUUAUCGGCUUCAAAAUAUUGUUGCAAAGCUAGACGUUCAACUAAGACUUUGCAUUCGAGACAGCUUAUGUAGAUUGGCUCAAAGUGCGACACAAAGGCAACAUGCUAAAGAUACAGGCAGUGCAAUGAAACAAAGUGGAAAUUAUUUAAACUCUCUGUCUGAAGAAGGCACGAAUUCGGACAACAGAUAUGCAAGAACACCAGAGGGGGAGACUGAUACCAACCCAAUUGACCGUACUGUUGCUCAUUUACUAUUUCAUAGGCCUAUUGAGUUAUCAGAAAAUCUCGAGACAGCUGAGUCACCUAGAUCUGCCAAGAUGCUCCAAGAGAGAACAUCAACUUGUUAACAAUGCCUGAGGGGAAUUUUAGCUGAAAACUACAACAGUAUGGAAACAAGGUCUGAUGAGGUAUUCAGAGGUCUCGGUUGCUCUGAAAUAGAAAAAUCUAAGACCAGCUCUUAUGUGAACAUAUCUGAGUAAGCAUCAAACUGUGAAGAGGUACAAAAGAAGUGACAGAGCUUCAGCCUCACACCAACUGAUAAAGAUAGCUACUUCAUUUAUCUUUCUUUCUACUUCUUUGCGCUCGAAUAUAUACUAGCAAUUACCUUUUCUUGCA